AUGACAGACAUACCAUCUACCACAACUGUAAUAACAGAUAUACCAUCUACCAUAAAUGUAACAACAAACACAAUAUCUACGACAGAUGUAACAACGGUUACGACAGAUGUAAUAACAGACACACGCCUUACUAGAGGUGUAACAACUGACACACCUCUUACUACAGAUGUAACAAACGUUCGAUCUACGAUAGAUGUAAUAACAGACAUAACAUCUACGACAGAUGUAACAACACAGAUGCCAUCUACGAACAUAACAACGGACAUAUCUCCUACUACAGAUAUAACAGAUAUACCAUCUACGACAUCUGCAAUAAUAGACAUAUCAUCUACAACAGAUGCCAAAAUGGACAUACCCUCUACAGAUACCACAAAUGUAAUAACAGAUAUACCAUCUACCACAAAUGUAACAACAAACACAAUAUCUACAACAGAUAUCCGGUAG
Patella vulgata (common limpet) is the source of this 444-nucleotide messenger RNA. RefSeq lists its product as uncharacterized. Lineage: Eukaryota; Metazoa; Mollusca; Gastropoda; Patellidae. The transcript has 5 exons. The record is from RefSeq and is a predicted model, not a curated record. Bases 1 to 444 code for a protein of 147 amino acids.